Molecule: messenger RNA, 2302 nt
Organism: Equus quagga
Lineage: Eukaryota; Metazoa; Chordata; Mammalia; Perissodactyla; Equidae
Gene: SAMD10
Product: sterile alpha motif domain containing 10
Exons: 5
Coding region: 267-875 (202 amino acids)
Biological process (GO): cell surface receptor protein tyrosine kinase signaling pathway
Cellular component (GO): cytoplasmic side of plasma membrane
Molecular function (GO): protein binding
Source: RefSeq, a predicted model, not a curated record
GACCCGCGCGCCGCCGACACACCUCGCAGCUCCCGGAGCGCGCCUGGCACUGUGGGCUCAGCGGCAGGUGCCUCGCCGCGCAGACUCGCGGGGCGCGGGGACCGGCUCGGGCGCGGGGCCGGUGGGGCGGGGACCGGCUCGGGCGCUGGGACCGGCUCGGGCGCGGGGCCGGCGGGGCGGGGCGGCGGCGCGCGUUCCCCGCCGGCCACACCGGCCGCCCUGCGCCCGGCGAGGGGCGUGUGCGUGGGCCUGGGACCGCGGGCCCCAUGUUCACGGAACUGAGGACCAAGCUGAGCCCCCCGCGAGGCCGCGCCGGGGCUGUGCGCGCCGGCUUCGGGGAGCGCCGGGAUGUGGACGCCACUGCCCACUUCAGCUUCUGCCGGACCCUCCUGGAGCACACAGUGUCGGCAGAGAGCAUCCCCUGCCACCUGCCUAGGACGCCAGGCACCAGCCUCACCUGGCAUGACUCCCGCAGCCAGAGGGCAGCUGGCGACCGGCCAGUCAAGCUCCUGCAGCAGCCUGGCACAGAGGCCCCCCAGGGCCGGCUGUACGCUGAGCACUAUGGCCUGUACCACACGAGUCCCUCACUGGGUGGCCUGACGAGGCCUGUGGUCCUGUGGAGUCAGCAGGACGUCUGCAAGUGGCUCAAGAAGCACUGUCCCCACAACUACCUCGUCUACGUGGAGGCCUUCUCCCAACACGCCAUCACGGGCCGGGCGCUGCUGCGGCUGAACGCAGAGAAGCUGCAGCGGAUGGGGCUGGCGCAGGAGGCGCAGCGGCAGGAGGUGCUGCAGCAGGUGCUGCGCCUGCAGGUGCGCGAGGAGGGGCGGAGCCUGCAGCUGCUCAGCCAAGCUUCCUUCGGAAACGUGUCGUAGCUGCUGCCUGAGGCUUGAACCCCAGACCCCAGCACUGUGACCGGAGCCCGGGACAAGGAUGAGGCAGCGCCGGCUGAGCAGCCCCUCUCAGACCCUGCAAGAGGCCCCAAGGGCUAAGCCCAGCCCAGUGGACAGGUGGGAUCAGGAUUGCCACCUCCAGCCACUUCUGAUUGUGCACUCUGGGCUGUGCCUGGGAUUGGGUGGCCGGGGGCUGCUUGAACAUGGCCCCUCCUCCCAGGACCUGAGCCCAAGCCCACUGCCGGGUGCUGCUGGCAGCAUUCGGGGCAGCCACCUGGAGCCAGAGCAGGGUUUGGAUGUCCCCCCAGACUCCCAAGGAGUGUGUUUAUUUAUAUUUCCUUCACCCACCUAGAUGUCCGUGCCCCAUUGCCAGCUGAGUCACACGUCCUCUGGGCAUCCUGCCCUCUCCCAGGGUGAGAGAGGUCUGUCUGUCGGCCCACUCCACUCGUCUAGUUCUACACCCUCCCCCUGCACCUAGAGUACUGCCCACACGGGGUAAACUGCCAGGGCUCCCUUCAGCGUGCACCCCUCCUCUGCCUCCGCCCAGGCCCAGCAGGCCCAACCAACAGCCAGAUAAUCCGCAUCGGCAUCCGCCCUGCCAGGCACUGUGCCAAGCACUCAUUACUUAUGAAACCCUCCCCAUGCCGCCUCUAUUCAUGGGAACAGAGGCGAGAGAGGUCCUGGGAUUGCCUAAGUGCCCAAGCCCUAACAUGGCACAAGGAGGACUGCAUGCCCAGUGCCCCACACUAGGCUCCAGCAUGUCUUGCCCUUAGUUUGGGAAAGUCUCCCUCCUCCUGGGAUCACAGAGACUAUCUUUGAGGCAGUCAUGGGGGGGCAUUCCCACUGCCCUUUUCCCAGGAAAACCUGGAUUCACACAAGAACCUGUCCUGAGGGCUGCACCCCCCACGCCUGCCCACCAGAGACCUAGCUGGCACCUGAGCCACCACUCCGUGGACCUGAGGCCCCAAGGUUUGGGGCUAGUGCUGCCCAGGACAGUAAGGGUGGUCCUGGCAGCUCCUAAGCUCCUGCUCCUCUGCCCUGCCAGCCCCCGAGGGGAGUCUGAAAAUCUCAAGGAUAGAUGAGACUGCACCCCCAGCCCCUGCUCUGUACCCUGAGCUGGCCUUGGGAAGGGAGGCUGGUCAUUGUGGUGGAAUUGGAACAACUGACCUGGUGCCCCCCAUCUGUAUGCCCCCCGACCAGAAGACCCCUUGUCCAUUGUGGCUACCAUAAGUGUCCCAGCCAGCCCACACCAUCACGACGCUGUCCUCCUCAGAGGGCCCUUCCCGCCCCUGCCCCUUCCUCCCCCUUUGUCUUGUCCGCCCACGUGCUCCUGUGUCGUCUCCCUGGUUUUGCGCUCACUUUUUUAUAUUCUGACAAAAAGACCAGAAAUAAACCUGGUUCUCAAAUGC